AUGGGAGAUGAACUGAAGGAGAGGUUGAGAACUGCCAGGUGUUUCACAACCUUGAAACUCACAAAAGGACAGAAGCUUCUCACAGACUGGGAAGUUAAUGAAACAACUAACCAAAUCCAUUCACAGGAAGUUAAUGAAACAACUAACCAAAUCCAUUCACAGGAAGUUAAUGAAACAACUAACCAAAUCCAUUCACAGGAAGUUAAUGAAACAACUAACCAAAUCCAUUCACAGGAAGUUAAUGAAACAACUAACCAAAUCCAUUCACAGGAAGUUAAUGAAACAACUAACCAAAUCCAUUCACAGGAAGUUAAUGAAACAACUAACCAAAUCCAUUCACAGGAAGUUAACGAAACAACUAACCAAAUCCAUUCACAGGAAGUUAAUGAAACAACUAACCAAAUCCAUUCACAGGAAGUUAAUGAAACAACUAACCAAAUCCAUUCACAGGAAGUUAAUGAAACAACUAACCAAAUCCAUUCACAGGAAGUUAAUGAAACAACUAACCAAAUCCAUUCACAGGAAGUUAACGAAACAACUAACCAAAUCCAUUCACAGGAAGUUAAUGAAACAACUAACCAAAUCCAUUCACAGGAAGUUAAUGAAACAACUAACCAAAUCCAUUCACAGGAAGUUAAUGAAACAACUAACCAAAUCCAUUCACAGGAAGUUAAUGAAACAACUAACCAAAUCCAUUCACAGGAAGUUAAUGAAACAACUAACCAAAUCCAUUCACAGGAAGUUAAUGAAACAACUAACCAAAUCCAUUCACAGGAAGUUAAUGAAACAACUAACCAAAUCCAUUCACAGGAAGUUAAUGAAACAACUAACCAAAUCCAUUCACAGGAAGUUAAUGAAACAACUAACCAAAUCCAUUCACAGGAAGUUAAUGAAACAACUAACCAAAUCCAUUCACAGGAAGUUAAUGAAACAACUAACCUGUACAGAAAUAAGAAGAAUAUUGAUACAAAUGAAGACCUCCCAUUUGUGGCUUUAGAUGCUGGAAAAAAAGUUAAUGUAGCUGCUUCCACUUUCUAUGAACAAGUAAAUGCCCCUGUGGAUGCAUCACAGGAACGGAAUGAUCCUUUUAAACAGGGCACAAAAACAUUUUCCAGCAUCCUAAGUAAUCCUAGAACAGGCGUAACUGGCUCCAAUUCUGGGGACCGGCUCCGUAAUUCGAACUCCACUGGCACAGAAACAGCUGGUGUCAAUGUAGGAGAUUUUGCAGGUCCAGUAGUCUUCAGAGCUAGGGAUACUUCUUUGCUUAAUUUUUUUGCUGGCUCCAAUUAUCCUGGAGAGGGAGAUGAUUUCUUGGUGGAUUUGUCAGAUUUUGCAGAUGGUGAUUUCGCUGAUUUUGAAGUGUCCGGACCUUCUGCUAUAGCUUCUUGA
This is a messenger RNA of Protopterus annectens (West African lungfish), 1389 nucleotides long. RefSeq names its product RING finger protein PFE0100w-like. Lineage: Eukaryota; Metazoa; Chordata; Ceratodontiformes; Protopteridae. The transcript has 3 exons. The coding region runs from base 1 to 1389 and encodes 462 amino acids. The record is from RefSeq and is a predicted model, not a curated record.